Didymodactylos carnosus is the source of this 963-nucleotide messenger RNA. NCBI's taxonomy places the organism in Eukaryota, Metazoa, Rotifera, Eurotatoria, Philodinida, Philodinidae. The record is from the annotation of a GenBank genome assembly.
AUGAUUGCUUCAAAAUGCAACAACGUUCAUAAUUGUACCCAAUAUAUUUUUCGAUAUUUUUUACACACCACGAUUAAUCAAUACGAUUUAACAAUUCCAGCUAAAACGGAUAAUUUUCCUCUCUCAGCAACGGUAUUCGAACCAUCCGAUCAAAAUGCAACGAGAAUUAGUGCUGUUCUGUCAAGUGCAACUGGAGUAAAACGACAAUUCUAUUCUCAUUUUGCUCAAUAUUUAUCUGAACAACAUCAAAUAAGAACAAUUUGUUAUGAUUAUCGUGGCAUUGGUCGAUCGACACCCCCAAAAGGAACAGAAUGGAAUUUAAUUGAUUGGAUACAAAAAGAUUGUGCUGGUGUAUUAGAAUAUACCCUACAAAAAUAUCCUCAAGAUCAACUUGUAACUAUUGGACAUAGCGUUGGUGCACAUGUACAUGCUAUGAUGUAUCCUGAAUUGAAUAAACAAGUUCAACGAGUUUUAUCUGUCGCUGGAAGUAAUGCAUAUCUAUUGUGGCGAAAGAAAUUAAAUUUAACAUUUCUAAUGACAUUAUUAAUGUUUUAUGUAUUGCGUGAACCGUUGAUUUAUUUCUAUGAUUAUUUUCCAACGAAACAAUUAUUUAAUGUAAUGGAAGAUCUUCCAAAAAAUGUUGUUCGGCAAUGGGCUUAUUUUAUGAGACGUCAAAAAUAUUUUGUCGAUAAAAACGAUGUUCCUUUAUUUCCAGAAGGUUAUGAAAGUUUACAAUGUCCAUUAUUGGCAAUUAGUUUUGAAAAUGACGAAUAUUCAACCAAACGAUCAUUCCAUGAACCAUUCGUCAACUGUCAACUAAUACAACGACAUUAUACAAGACAAUAUCAGUUUGGACACUUGAAAUUUUUCAGCUCGAAAGCUUCCAAAAGUCGAUUAUGGCAAGAAUGUGCUGAAUUUUUGAAAACGGGACAAAUACCACCAAUGGAGGAAAGAAAAGAAUAA